GACAAAGACAGAUUGGAAAUAUGGUGCAAGUGUCUCUGUCUGAGCAGCCAAGGGUUGAAAGAGCACAUGUGCAUGAGAAACAAAAUGAGGAUGGAGUGGAUUUUAGUUUUACAGCAGAGCGCCAAAACAAGGAAAAGGAUCAGAAGACACCAGAUGUGUCUCCUGGAGAAAGUGAAGUUGAGCAGUUGGCCCAGAACACCACAAAGAAUGUUGAUGAUACUAAAUCUGACAUGAGUACAUGCAGGGAAUUGGCUGCUGAAGACACUUUUGAAAAUACUCCGGCACCGAAGGGAUGGGUGAUCGGCCCGUUGUUUCAGUCAUUCAAAUCGAAGAUGGCCAGUUUCACAGAGAUAGUAAUGAGCCCCGUCAAACUCUUCAGAACCAACAGUCCUCCGCCAUCCAUGCCCCACCCGGACAAACUCAGUGAGUGUGAGCUACAAGUCGCUGAAACAACUGAUGCUGAACACUCAGAGCCAAGCAAUACGUUUCAUUCAGGACAAAGCGAGGACAGGAAUCAGGGUACUACAACUGUUUCGCAGAGGCUCAGUGAUGUAGGAGGUGCACAUGAUACAGAAACUUUUCUUCCCAAAUAUUCUAAAAAAUUAGACUUUGAUGCAGAGUUGUCAACACGCAGUUCUGAACAAACUGCUGAAUGUGCAAUAAAUCAGAAGACUAAAAUCUCACCUGAUUUAGUGCCUUUUACGCACAGUCCCUUACCCUGCAUUGUUUCUGAGCAAGUUUCAGAAACUGUUGGGUCUGCCAUAAAAUCGUCAAUCCUGUUACGGUCCACUGCCGAUGUAAGUGCCUCAAAUAUACCCAAGUUAAAUUUGUCCAGUGCUGUGGAGGACCAGAAGAACAAGGUGGCUUCCCGGCUGAAAAUACCACCCAAAAGACGUACAGGGAAUAGAUCUGAAUUCAAAAAAGUUAACUCAAGGACUCUUAUGUCUGAAGACAUAAAGGAGGAAUCUGACUCAGAGGUCAGUGACAGGCAGCUUUCUCACCAGUACUCUGUUAAAUCAAACAACGGUGACUCAGACAAAAUACUGUCUUUGUCUUCUUCAAUCUAUUAUGCUCAGCCUGACUCAGACGGUCUUCAGCCUAAUGACAGUGAUGGUGAUGCUGGGAACAUGGAGAGUUGCAGCUUGGUUCAACAAAGCCUCUAUCACAACAUUAGUGACGGUGCUACUAAAAGGACACUGGAGCCUACUGUGGAUACACUGCAGCUGGAGUGUCAACUAAUCCCUGAAACAUGCUCAGGUACAGGCUCUGAGAGAGCAAAGAGGGCGAUGAAACCGAACUGUAAUUCCCAAGAUUCUUCAAUAAGUAAAAGAUUGAAAGCAAAUCCCGAGGAUACAAAAAAUGAAGCGUUAUUAAACAUAACUUCAGAUACUGGCAGAAGGAGAGAGCUAAGACCACCAAGAAAGGAGGCCGUGCUGAUAAAUACCAAUAGAGAUGGGGAAGAAACUCUGAAACCUUCUAGAACAAGACAGGCCACUUCAACAAAAACAAAUAGGAAAGGAAAAGGUAGACAAGAAAUGCUUGCUACAAUAAAUGAAGCAGCCCUACACAUGCAGACUGAAAGUUCCCCUGAUGCCAUGUUGGUUUGCUCGCUGGAUAAAAGCAGUGGUGUGUCGGAGGACAUCCAAAAGGGCUGCAGCAGCAAAGUGAAGCCUAGCAGUACAUGCAAAAGACUGAAGACGAGCACAGUUCUGAGUAAAGCUGAUGUGAACUUUGACAACGGCAUGGAUGUGGAGACAACUGUGGCAAUCACGUCUACUAAACAAGCUGAGGAGGAACCCUUACCUGAAGUUCUUGUCCGUCCUGAUAUAAAGCAGCUGCAGGGCAAGUGCAGGAAUAUGAACAAAAAGCCACUAAAACGGAAAUCGCCAGACCAAGCGAGCCCCAUGACUGAACCAGACAGCACUUCGAUGUCAGACACAUUAGUGGUAUCAUUGGAGCCAUUAGAACUCACACUUAGAAAUUUGAAUACCUCUGUUGUUCAGAAAGAAGAAAACUCUGCUAGAGGACAGAGCCAGCCGUCCAAGAGACCCAAAAAGGGUCUUAGAGGUGCUGUUCAAUCAUCUAGUGGGACUCAAGAGACAAAGCAGUGUAUCACUAACUCUCGAUUAUUAACCAAAGAAAGUCAGACUAAAGAAAGCAAAGGUAAAGUCUCAACAGACCCUGUAUAUUUUGAAAUGACACCCUUUGAAGAUAUUCCCAAACCUGUUCCUUCAUCCUCCAAACCUCUUCUGGACUCUUAUGGACAAUUAUACAAUGAAGACAAGAAUUUUACAGAUGGACAAGCAAAUUGUGGUGCUGAUGAAAUAUUUCUUACAGACUGUGAAGUUAGUAGCAAUAGCAGCAUCAGUCUCUCUAGGCUAAGGUCUAGCACAAGAAGAGUUAACAUUAAGGCGAGGCGAGAUAACCAAAGGAGGAAGUGCAGGGUUUUGCAUAGUAGGACGCGUAAAGUUGAAGAGAUGACAAAAUCUGUCACUAUGGAGGAUGCAGAUCUGGCUACAUUAAGUGUACACUCAUUAGGAAAUGGGUUUUCGAUGCGCCUCUUGCGCAGCUACUCUUGCCCAGAGAUCCCCUCUCUCUGUCACCAUGACAUGCCCUUGACUUCCUCUGUGCAUUCACCACAUCACAGCAGGACUCCCACUUCCCACCACCACCAGUCCUCCCACAAUUCCUUUGUCUCUCACGCUCACAAAUCCCUGCGGCGGGCUCGUCGACACACAGUCUGCAGCGUGGAGGUGGAGAGGGAGAUCGCUCCUCUGUGUCUUCGGAAGGAGGUGUAUCCGUCCAGAAGAUCUGCCCCAUACGACCCCCUCACCCAGCACCUGUCUCCCAGUCUUGCACUUUCCCCAAGUACGUCCCUUUCAGCGCUCGCUUCCUGCUUCCUCUCAAGCCCCCUGGCUUUCCUUUCCAAGAAAGUUGACGGCAGAGGAGCUGCUGCCAGCAGUCCCAGCACUUCCAGUCAUGUUUCCUCUCCCUCCUCCUCCUCCUCUUUGGCAUUCCCAUUGAGCUCCUCCUUGUGGCACCUUCCAGGAUUUAAUGCAAGAACUGACUCCUCUGGUGGGACUUUGGAUUCUAAUGGCAGUGGGAAUCGAUUGGAGUGUGAGAUUGAGAGGAGACACCAGAGUGAGGAAGAGGAGGAUGAUGGCGAGGACACAAGCUCCUCCAGUCAGGAGUUUGAAGACGUUGGACUGAGAGAGGAAAAGGCUCUGUCUGACUCUGAAAUCAAGGUGGUGAAAAAGCACGAGGAACGAGGGAAGGUGUCGUCUAUCAGAAUUCGCAAAACUUUACCCAAACCUCAGACCAACCUGACGCCCAUGGGCCUGCCCAAACCAAUCAGGCUGAAAAAGAAGGAGUUUAGUUUGGAAGAAAUCUACACCAAUAAGAAUUUCAGCAAACCACCUGAAAGCCGGCUGGAAACCAUAUUCGAGGUGCCUCUCAAUCGCAGGAACGGUUCUGAGUCCUGGUUUGGCCAGAGGCGUGUCAAGCGAUUUUUGGAGUUCCUGGAGGUUGGUGAGGCCAGAAAACCAAAGAAGCCUCUUCUCGGGAUUGGAAAAGCAGGUAUUACCUCCUCCAGGACGAGAAGAGGGGGCUUCCCUAAAGACGAACCGUCCCUCAGCGCGCAAGAUAUGGACUCACUGCUCUGCGCGAAGCUUGAUCAGCUGAAUUUGUGGUUGAUACACGAUCAGAAAGACAGUUGACAGAUGCCUCUUAAAUGUCGACUGUUUGGCAGCCUUUAAAAACAGUUUGUUUCAACAUGAAGAUUCACAUGUGAGUCUUCCAGCUCUUUUUUUUUUUUUUUGUAUCAGCACAAUCGGUGUAUAAAUGUUGUGGUGACAAGUUCAGUUGAAGAAUUACUUUUUCAUUCUGUAGCAUUUGUAGCCUGCAAGUUGAAGAACAGUACAUCAUAGCAUCAUAAAUGUAUUGCCUCAUAGAAGUUUGUUCUGAACAUAGUGGUAAAAUGCUUUAUACAUGUAUACUAGUAAGUCGCUUUUUCAUUUAUAUACAACCUUUGCCGUCCGUUUCUCCCCUCAGCUACUUCCCUUUUUCAAUAACAGAAAAAAAAGUUGAUAUUCUUCUUUUAAGCACUUGUAUAGUAUAGCAUCAUUUCCGUAUUUUAAAUCUCAGACCAGUUUCGACAACUCUACACAACCUGCCUGUGAGGGUGAGUCAAGAUGAAAUUCUGCUGCAGUAAGUUUUUUUUUUUCCCCAAAAUGAUAAUACAGAUUGUAUCUGAUUUGUGUUGCACUCUCUGUUUGGAAACAAGGCAGGGUGUCAUGCUACUAGCAGUGACCUUGCAGUAUCAUUUUGAGUUGUUAAUAGAGGCAGCUAUUUUUUAUUAAAUGCUGAAUAGAACUUUUAAACGUGCCAGCAAGAGAUUUGUAACCACUGAAACUAAUUUCACAAAGUUUCUGUCCAAGAAAUUUGUGUACAAUCAAGUGCAUCUGCAAAUGGCUUGGACUGUGUAAAUCAUUUUACUCAGCUCAGGACAGGGCCUUUUCAAUUAGUCACUUAUUUAUGUUUGUAAUUUUGUGGCUAUAGAGGUUUUGUUUCCUAAAAUAUAACAUGAAAACCAUAAGGCACUCCAGGGAGCAUUUCUAAUCAGUGGAAGUGUCCACUGCUGUUUCUUUGUUUAACCUGUGGUUCUCUCUGAAUUGUUCUGUGGGGUGACUUCUUGUUAAACUACCUAUCUAUGUAUUUUUUUUGUGGGGAAAGGGGGAUUUUUUUGCCAAACAUUAAUGAGGUUGCCUUAACUGUAAAAUUUGCUGGCACAUUUGUAAUUGUCGCUGUGUUUUUGUUUGUUUGUUUGUUUUUUUAUGAGGGCAUGUCAAAAUGCUUCAAGCAACUCAGAGCACAAACGUUUUUUGUCAUUUUAUUAUAAAAUUGUUUAUAUGUUUGUAUAAAAGUACAACAUAUGGAUACAUUUGACAAUAUUAAAGCUGAUACGGUAACAAUGCAAUAAAGCCAAGAUAAUGUUGGCACAACAAGCGCAGCUUCUUGUAACGUCCUGGUGAAGCACUGCCACGAUCACUGCCAUGCCAUUUUAUUUCCAGCAGAGACCCAAUCCUUGAUAAAUACAGGUAUGCCGUUACAGUAUAGAUUCACAGACUGACUAAUUUAUUAACUUUUGUAGUAUCCACAAGUAUAUACAAUAACUAAGAAUGACUAUUUGUUAAACUGUAAUGUCAGAAAUAUUAAGGAUUGGGUCAUUUCUGGAGGAUGACAGGCCUAAUCUUUAAUAUACAUUAUGUAUAUGUGUCUUGUCGUGUCAUGUUUCAGACUAUAGGCAAUGCUGGAUUUUAUAUGUUCAUUUAAAUUUGGAAUUGUGCAUAUGUUCAUAUAUUGUUGAAUAAAUAUUACAGCGUAUAAAAAAUGUAAAA
This is a messenger RNA of Stegastes partitus (bicolor damselfish), 5396 nucleotides long. RefSeq names its product proline rich 14 (gene prr14). Lineage: Eukaryota; Metazoa; Chordata; Actinopteri; Pomacentridae. The transcript has 8 exons. The coding region runs from base 21 to 3716 and encodes 1231 amino acids. The record is from RefSeq and is a predicted model, not a curated record.